AUGAACAAUAUGUGCGUCGUAAGAUCUUUAUCACUCCCUCAGAGGUUGUUCUAUUGUCUCUUCCACCCCCUUCUGCUAAUAUUCUUUACUUCAAUAAUUCUAACUAUUUGGAGCACCUUUUCAGUUAUAGAUAUUACAAUGGCUAAAACAUAUCACACGAAGACCGAGUGGAACAAUACCGUUGUCACUUCAGUAUCUAUUUCUACAGCCACAACAACAGCUACAGAAACAUCAGUCACUACAUACCAACCUUCGUACUCCACCAGUUUUUAUACUUUAAACGAUUCCUAUAUUGAAGAGAGGAUCGAUCAAUACUUUGAGAGCAAACUCCGAAAUAUUUCAUCCGUAGUUAAUACGGAUAUGCAGGCAAAAUUCGAGUCAUACACGGAUGAUUUACUGAAUGACAAACAACAGCUAAUAACCGACCAUAUAAGUUCACAAACCGAAUCAAUAAAAAGCGUUCUUGAGCUGAACAAUACGAUAUUUAACGAGUUGCUCGCUAAAUCGCAUUUAAUAAAUGUAACAUGGAGCGAAAUAUCUGAAGAUGCGAUGACGCUGGACCAGGAUUCAAUUUCACAAUUAGCACAGAAUUUAUUUUUGAAUUCUUCCAUGUUCGAUAACGUUUUCCAAAAUUACUCCAGUAGAUUGGAAUUUUUACAGGCAUUUAAUGACACCAUCACCGAUUUUCCUAUUCAGCUGAGUGAUAAUAAUACUUUAAAUUUAAGUUAUUUACAAACAUCCGCCGACUGGGUUCAAUUAAGACAGAAUUUCACCAGAAACUUACAAAGUCAAAUUUCCAUUCUCUCUGGGAAUACUACAAACACCAAGUCAUCAGCCUCAAUAACGAAGAGAUCUAUAAAUAAUAAUAGUGAGGAAAAUAGCGAUUUCAUUGCAAUAAAAAGAAAAGUUUUUUAUAGGUGUCAGAAAAUGACAAUAGUUUUCACCGUACUCUAUUUUGCCUUAGUGGUUUUACUAAUGAUAGUGGAAAGAAUUAAGUUUCAGCUGGAAAACCAACAGUUUAACUUAGUAAUUUCCCAAAUUAAUGAUUCUACAGGGUGCACAAACUUCACGCAAUACAAUAACAUUCUGAAAAACCUGAUAACUACUUUGAACCUCUCCGCACUUUACCCAGUUGUCUACCAAUUGACAAAGCUUAUAAACCAGAAGAUAUUGAAAAGGAACGCAAAAGAAAGCAACGAGAGAAAAGCAAAACGGUCCAAACUAUUUUAUUGCAAUUGGUGGUUAUUCUCAAAUGGCGUUUAUUUGUGGAUUUUUGGUUUACUGAUGAUAUUGAUUCAUUGGCAAAUUGCGUCACGAUUAACAAGCUUUUCAGUAGCAGAUCCACGUGCAUUAAAUAAAAGAUCAGAACCUCUGUCAUACAAGAGAGAACUUUGGGCAGACGUAAAUAUGACUACCGCAGUAGAUGGCGUCAUUAAUGACAGUAUAAACUUAUUGUGCGCGAACUUCCAAUUGGACAUCAACGAACGGUUCCUCUCAACACAUUUCACGUUUCAGGCUGACCCAAGCUUACGAGCACAAUCGAUGGAAAUUUUGAGCUCCUGGGGUAAUGCGACAAACACUCAAUUCGAGAAAUAUCUCAAUGAUAGUUCUCAGAAUUGGCAAAAAACAGACGUGCAAAUUGAACCUCUUCUGAGCACCGACUCUGUCACAGUAUUCAUGAACCAGUAUUCCGUCCCGCUGAAUAGAGUUGCCGGAGCCAGUACAUCAUUAGCAAUAGACAUUCAAAAGUAUGGGAUAAUCAUUAAGGAAACUAAUGUAACCAACAAUUCAGUGGCGACACUCUCAUCACUGGGAAAGCGUCUGGUAGAAAAACAAGAACCAAAACAAAAAAACUCGCCCUCAUCACACAACGUUUUCAAGUGGGGGGUUUUAAUAGCCUGUUUGAUCAUACUGCUUCACCACCUGCUCACCUUCAUAAUAAUAAGGCUGUAA
This is a messenger RNA of Saccharomyces eubayanus, 1953 nucleotides long. It is a transcript of the gene PRM2, whose product is annotated as pheromone-regulated protein PRM2. Lineage: Eukaryota; Fungi; Ascomycota; Saccharomycetes; Saccharomycetales; Saccharomycetaceae. The transcript has a single exon. The record is from RefSeq and is a predicted model, not a curated record. Bases 1 to 1953 code for a protein of 650 amino acids.